GUUUGUUGCUCAAUCCGAGCGACGUCACAGAUUAUCAUCAUCACAUCAGGUACCAGCCUGACAGGAGCAGACGUGCAGCUGCGGCGGUCAACAGGCAGUUGCUCCAGACAGACUCCGGGACCAUCUCACCUACUGGAGGAACCGAGGGGUAAAGGACCAGUCCGCCAUGUUAAAGGAGUGAGGUGCAGCUGGGACCCUACCUUCACCUGCCUCAGAACCCCGACUCCUCCGCCCAGCAGAGGAAGUAUAGAGCAGCAGUAGCGAGACACACUGUGAACACUGUGAGGAUGAGAGUCGCUGUGCUCUGCGUCGUGGUGCUCGCCGUCCUCUGUCACAGCCACAGCCUGGAAAUACAGAACCCGCGGUACUGGUCCAAAAGGUCUCAGGAAAGUGUUGCGUCGGAUCCCAGCGACUGUGCGUCCAGGACCAGGCAGCAGGCGAUAACGAACCCUCACAACUUCUCUGUGGACGUCCGGAUGCCUGGUGUCGUCCCGGCCGGGUCAGACACUUACCUGUGCAUGUCGUUUCCUGUGCCAACGAAUCGGGACGCAUAUAUCGUGGACUUCAUCCCUCACGCCAGCAUGGACACGGUCCAUCACAUGCUUCUGUUCGGCUGCCAAACGCCCGUCUCCUCCAAGAGCUACUGGGACUGUGGCAGCGUUCAGGGCACGUGUGAGGACGAAGCCUCCAUCAUGUACGCCUGGGCUCGGAACGCUCCUCCCACCAAACUGCCCAAAGACGUCGGUUUUAAAGUUGGAAAAAGUUCAAGAAUGUCCAACUUCGUGCUGCAGAUCCAUUAUGGAGAUGUCGGUGCUUUCAGGGACCAUCACAGAGAUUGCUCAGGAGUCACCUUGAGGAUGACGUCCAGGCCGCAGCCAUUCAUCGCUGGCAUAUACCUGCUCAUGUCUGUGGAUACUGUCAUCCUUCCAGGAAAAAGAGUUACAAAUGGCGACGUGGCCUGUGACUACACUUCGUAUCCUAUCUACCCGUUUGCCUUCCGGACACACACACACCACCUGGGUAAAGUGGUCAGCGGCUACAGGAUUCGAGGAGGGAAGUGGAGCCUGAUUGGACGACAGUCGCCUCAGCUACCGCAGGCUUUCUAUCCCGCUAACCAAGAGAUGGAUGUGAAGUACGGCGACACUCUUGCUGCCAGAUGUGUGUUUACCGGUGAGGGCAGAACCUCCAAAACCUACAUCGGUGGCACCUCCGACGAUGAGAUGUGCAACUUCUACAUAAUGUACUACAUGGACAGUAAACAUGCGAUACCCUACAUGAACUGCAUGGAGACGGGCUCCGAGGAGCUGUUUCAACGUAUUCCAGCUGAGGCCAAUGUUCCCAUCGCUGUCGCUCCAGGUCACUCCAUGAUGCACAUGGGACAUUCAACAGAUCAUCAAGAUGGCAGAUCAGCGUUGGAUCAAAACACAGCAGAGCAGGAUCUGGAUCCGGGUGACCUCUUUUCUCUCAUGUCCAAGCUGCUAGGCCAGAGUCAGGACAUAGUUCAUGUUCAUAAGUUCAACCCCGGUGAGAUGCAGAGAGCCCAUGCCGAGCUGGUUGCUCAGAUUGAUAGCUUAAUGCAAAACAAAGACCUGGGCUCUCCCAGUGCCGCACUGGCCUUCCACACCAGGGAGGACCCGGUUCUGGUUCGGGACCGAGUCCACAGGUUCCAUCAGCUCGAGGCCACGGCCAAGCCCCCGAGGAGCCAGCUGGUGGCUGACGGACAAGACCAUUUGGAGCAGGUGUCGGCGUGGCCGCAGAGUUCUCUCCAGCUGGGUCAGGUGUCGGGACUCGCCCUCGACUCAGAUUCUAACUUGGUCAUCUUCCACAGAGGGGAUCACCACUGGGGGGCCAACUCCUUCAACAACCAGGACAGAUACCAGCAGCGCUCCCUGGGUCCGAUCCAGCAGUCCACCAUUUUGGUCGUGGACCCAGCGAAAGGCAACAUCCUGAAGGCUUCGGGCAGAAACAUGUUUUUUAUGCCUCAUGGAAUAACUACAGACAAAGAGAAUAACUACUGGGUCACUGACGUGGCUCUUCAUCAGGUGUUGAAAGUGAGCGGUGACGGCGCAGACACAACGCUGCUGGCACUGGGAGAGGCGUUCACACCGGGAAGCGACAGCAACCACUUCUGCAAGCCCACCGACGUCGCCAUCGACGCUGCCACUGGCAACGUCUUUGUGUCCGACGGCUACUGCAAUGCCAGAAUACUGAAGUUCUCCGCCGAGGGCACGUACCUGUCCGAGUGGGGCGCAGGUUCGUCCGACAGGAGGAGGCGUUUGCCGUUCCGGGUGCCACACAGCCUGGUGUUCCUCCCCGACCGACAGGAGGUCUGUGUGGCCGACCGGGAGAACGGGCGCAUCCAGUGCUUCAUCGCUGAAACGGGAGAGUUCGUCAAGGAGAUAAAGAAAGACGAGUUCGGAGGAGAAGUGUUCGCCAUCAACUACAGCCCGGCUGGAGAUGGCUUGAUCUUUGCAGUAAAUGGAGAAUCUCCGUAUGGCUCGGCUCCACUCAGAGGUUUUGUAAUAAAUUAUUCGACCAAGGAUAUUUUGGAUACGUUCAGCCCAAAGACAGAGGAGUUUAAAAUGCCUCAUGACAUCGUUGAAACCAGAGACGGCAGCGUCUUUGUCGGCGACGCAGGCAGCAAAUCUGUCUUCAAGUUCACCAGCGAGAAGUCUCAUCGCUCCGUCAAGAAAGCUGGAAUCGAGGUUCAGGAGCUUGAAGAAGUGGAGACGUGGGUCCAAACCAAGCUGAGGCCCAAACACAACGCGUCAAAGACGGCAGCCAAUCAAGAGAAGCAAAACGUGGCUCAACAGCCUCAACCACAGAGAGAGGAAGAGGAGAAGGUGCAGGAGGAGGAGGAGGAGAAGAAGAAGAAGAGUGCGGCGAAGCCAAUCAGAGGAGGCGGUGUCCUCCCAGCUGUCAUCACCACUCUGCUGCUCGUCCCUCUGGUGCUCGUCAUCUCCAUCAGCGUCUUCAUCUGCUGGAGGAGAAACAACGGGUGUGAGGUGAAGAGUGAAACCAGCUCGGUGGGAGGGAUCUUAGGAAAAAUAAGAGGUAAAGCGGUGGGAAGUCUGAACCUGGGGAACUUCUUUGUGUCCCACAAAGGUUACAGUCGCCAGGGCUUUGACCAGCUGAGCACCGAGGGCAGCGACCGGGAGCGUAACGACGAGGACAGCAGCGACUCGGAGAACGAGGAGUACUCCGCCCUGCCGCCGCCGCCGCCCCAGGCGUCCUCGUCCUCGUCCUCCUAGACGUCCUGCUGCCGCCGCCGGCCUCUCGCUUACGUUGCCAAGGUGUUCGUUCUUCAUCACGUGUAACUGUUGUGUUAGCUGCCAAUCUCAUUGUUUAUAAGUUUAAAUAUAUACUGUACAUUCAAAUAUUUUUUUGCCAUAAUUUAGACCAUUUUUUAAUUUAAUAUUAAUUUAAUUUAUCUGUGGUCCUGAUGCGAUUUCACACACGUCACUACGAACACGCGUUUCCCCCCAAAUCAAACUUGCACAAAGUCAAACGAUGAGAGAAGAUUCCACACGUCUGACACGUCGGGUUAUCAGAUUCAGCCUUAAAACGUCAAAACACAGACAAGAUCAUUUUUUCCUACAGUUUCCCUCAUUUCGUUUCAGGGAUUUUCUGCAAAAGAGCAUCAAAUUAAAUUCUUCUAAAAAGAGUUAGGUAGUGGAAAUGGGUAAAAAAUGAAUCUCAGCUGGAUUUUUUAUUUGAACCACCAAACGUCACUGAAUUACUUUUUUUUCAAGAUGAGGGAAUUCAUUUUAGUCGACCUGUUUAAAAACCUUUGGGUCUCUGUUUCCAUGGCGACGCUAUGACCAGCACUGGCAGCACGAACAGCAGGAUGUGUUUUCAUUAUCGGAGCUUCACUGAGUCUGACGUUAACCGUCCUGAGAACCUGCAGCUGCGUCGGUUAACUCCGGGUUUUCUGGUGUCAAGCGCAUUCGUGUGGAAGAGGAAGAUUCGUCAGAUCUUCAGAACCUUGAAUAAAGUUCUUGAUGUGAUAGGAGAAGUAUCGCUGUCACCUGCAGGUCAGUUUGGUUGAAAGCAACAGACAGAAGUGAGGUGUAAAUAAACCAAGAAUAGAAAAAUAACCACU
Molecule: messenger RNA, 4102 nt
Organism: Scophthalmus maximus (turbot)
Lineage: Eukaryota; Metazoa; Chordata; Actinopteri; Pleuronectiformes; Scophthalmidae
Gene: pam
Product: peptidylglycine alpha-amidating monooxygenase
Exons: 27
Coding region: 288-3251 (987 amino acids)
Biological process (GO): peptide metabolic process
Cellular component (GO): extracellular region; membrane
Molecular function (GO): protein binding; copper ion binding; peptidylglycine monooxygenase activity
Source: RefSeq, a predicted model, not a curated record